AUAAACCUAGCUAUUUAAGCUAGUGAAAUCUGUAUCUGUGAACGGAUGAAAAUUAUUAAUCAAAAAAUUAUUGAUUCAAUCGAUUAGGCUUGUUCUUCGGAAUCAGUAGGCUAGUUCUUCUGAACUAGAAGGCUCAAUUCUUUGGGAUUGGGAAAUUAUCUUGUCAUUGAUCCAGACUUGUCGUGGGUUCAUGACAAUUAGUAUCAGAUUCCCUUUCCUGGGUUAACUUUCAUUAUGGCGGAACUGGAUGAAGCUACUGAACUUCAUAAGAUCCUGGUUACUUCAAAACAUCAUGAUUAGAAACUUCAGGACUCAAUUGAUGGAAUUAAACAGAUAUUGAAGAAGGAUUCUCAACAACACCAACAACAUAUGCAACUGAUGAAUCACAAUUUUCAACUGUUGAAUCGCCAAUUAGAUGCGUUUUUCAAGUUCUUCAACAUCCCCAAACCUAGCAUCAAUAACACUGCUGCUACAACCGGGUUUCUAGAUUCGACAUCAAGAAUAUGAGAUUCUACUAAAUCGGUUGGAGAUUUAAAAGUUAUUGAAUCUGAAAAGGAUAAAUCAAUUGGAGUUGGCGAACUUAUUGAGGGUCAUAAUUCUCAUCCUUCUGAUAUUAAUGUUUCUCAAUCUGAGAAUUCAAAAUCACUUCAUAUCUGUAUUAAUGAAGAAAACGAUUCUCUCGAAUCGGAGUUGAUUCCUUCUUUUUUCUUUGACGAAAAUGAUGAUUCUAUCGAAUUGGAUUUUAUUUCUAAAUUUUUCUAUGUUGACAACGAAGAUGUUGAUUCACUUACUGGUAUGCGAUCCCAACCUGAGGAAGUUUCUACACCAGAGAUGAUAGACUUCUCCGAGUUGAAUCAACUCAAAAUUGAUGAGGUUUAUGGUUCCGCCCUGGAUUUUCACUCAAAUAAGUUUGAGAUAACUUUCGAAAAUUCUGAAUACUUGAAGGAGUUGUUUCAUCACAGCAAGUUACUCUUUCUGGAUUGUUUUUCUCUCCAUCUUGUUGAUGCUCGUUCCUUAUUUGAUCGAGCUUCAACAUGGUUUGGUUUAUGAUACAGAAGACGCAUUGGAUGGAUUUUCGAAGAGAGGAGUAGGGAAAGACCAAUUUCUAUGUCACAGCUGGUAUGUAGUUUUCAUCCUCCACAUUAAAUAUGCACAGCCACAUCCGAUAAAUACUUCAGUUAGUCUUUAUCAUAUUUCCUACAAUUUGCACCUUCUUACUUCUCUUACAAAACACAUUGCAAGCUCCAGGGUGUUAUUCAACAGCAAGUCGCUCGGUAUUGAGUGUUUUUAUCUUUCUUUUUCUUAUACUCGUACAUUAUUUGGGAAGACAUUCAAACUCCGUAUGUGGGAUUCUUGUUUUCUGAAAUGGAAGUUUAGAUUUGGGUUUGUUUCUGACCUGGGUUUGAAUUUAGUGGAUAAACGCCAUAGAGUAUUUGUUCCUGAGCUGGUUUAUAAAAUUGGGUACCUGUCUGAUUGGUUGUUUAGCACUUCAAUUCUUAAUGUGUCGGCUACAAGUGGCGCAAAAUAUUUUUUCUUAUGGCUGAAGUGUGAUUUGCUUGAGUUGCAACCUGGACUUUCUCCUCAUUACGCGUUGCAGCCCUUGAAUGCUUAUAGCAUUUAUUUUCAUUGCCUACCCGUGGAAACGUAUACUUCAUCAAGUCGUCAGUCAUCUGUACCUAGGGUCUAUGGAACUGUUGCUGUUCUAUAGGAAGUUGAAAUGAUAUAUCAACAGAUUGUAGCAAUUAUCAUGACAAGAAACAGUACCUGCAUAAGAAAGGAGGGUGUAAAGGUAUUCUUCAACUCUGCAACGAUUGUUUGUAACCCCUUUGAAAAAGCGGGGGUCUAACAACACCACCCAAUAUUUCGCUUAGCAAUUGAUAAGUACGUAUGUGCUACAUUUUGUACCCAUAUUUAUAUUAAUUAGGACUCAAUAUUUUGGCUAACGACACUAUUUUAGUGCUUUUGUAGAAAGUACAAUUGAAUUCCAAUAAAUUAGAGAUAAAUGGCUAAUUGGGCGCUACAGUGACAGUAACGAAGGAAAUAACGAAUGCUGCUCACAGUGCCGUAAGGAGAGAGCUAGAUCUGUCAUGGCAUGUAAAUUAAUUGCCCACUUGCUCAAUGUCACAGCCAGCACAUCAAGAAGGGAAACAGCCCAUUGUGUUUGUUCACUCCAGGGCAAAACCUGGAACCCACCAGAGCCUAACGUGUGUAUAGCUCUCUCAGCACAUAAUUUCAUUUCUUAUCCAGCUGGUGUGAUGUUCUUAUCGCAAGGAAAGAAAUCCAAGCAGCUGUUGUUACCAAAUAAUGGAAUUGAUAUUCGGUGAUGAAGAAGAUGAUGCCUGGACGUGACCGAGAUGGUAUUGCUCGAGGCUCGAAGAAAAUGAAUGAUAGUGAUGUAUCUGUCUGCCGGUAGCAAGACUAUAUACUAGUUUGCCGUGAAGAUGCAGAAGAUGAAGGUUUUCCGGAGCCGGUACUGAGGGCGGAAGUCAGUGAAGGAAGAAGUCGAUCUGUUUGGCUGAAUGGGUUGUUUUGGUGGAUGCUUGAGUAGACCAACAGACGUAAUGAGAACUGAAGAUGAAGUUAUAUUCGAAUCAGCCAAGUAGUUUGGGGUUGAUUCAAUUAAUGGGGUUAAUUUCAAUUGAAGCAGCAGCAUGGAGUUCACAAGGAGUUCCGGUGUUGAUUUGCACAUCUGCAACAAUGAAUAUGGAGGUGCAUCUCGUGGUGCUCAGUUAAGAUAGAAUUAGCAGCCAAAUAUAAGGUUCUGUUGUUCGAUGGUGUUGAUGCUGUGACCGAGAGUUAGAUGGUCAGGCUAUAGUAGUUGUCCAUGCUAUGCCGUCAGUAACUAGGAGUUCAGAAGUACGUUCAAUUGGGACCAGUUAGAAGACCUGGAGCACUUAUACAAUUGAAAAAGAGAGAUGGAAAGAGGAUCUGGGCGGUGAGAUGAAGAUGGUCAAGGGUUGCAGGACAGAAGCUGUGAAGCUAGGUUCUGUUGUUUGAGAAGAAUGAAAGCUGGUGGUGAUGGCGUUUAUUUAUCGAAGUUCAACAUUUAUUCUUACUUGGUUUGAGUAUAAGAUCAGCAAUCACGGAGUUGUAAGAGAAGAGUUUGGGUGAAGUCUCUUGGCCUGAACUGCAGUUCGAGUAGGUGACAAAUGGGUGAGAUUCAACAGAAGCUGUCGAGAAGAUUUUAAAGACGAGCCGUAGUCUGCUAUUUGUCUCGACAUGGUGGUUGAUUGAGAACGGUGAUGGAACAAGGAUGAAGUGGAGCUCGAAUUCAGUUGGGAGUAUUGGCUGCUGUCGUGAUGACGGAGAAAUGGGAGUUUUGAGAGUGAGUCUGAUGACGCUAAGGAGAUGGAAAUAAUUGGAGAAGAGGUGAUUAGUCUCGGUGAUUGAUAAAUUGGCGCAAAGAAGUGCAGUGGUCCGAGCAGUUGAGUUAGAGGUCCUUGGCAUGGUCUGGAGUUGGACGGACAGAUGAUGGAGUUAGGAGAUGGACAUACAAAAACAUGCAGUUGGCUGGACUUUUUGGUAAUGAUCUGGAUACAGAAUAUGGGUCUCGAUGAACUGGGCCUUGAGCAAUUAUUCUGCUAGGUCUUAUUCUGACUCGUGACAGCACUAUAUGAAAGGAACUGAACAGAAACAGAAGGGGGGUUCCGACAACUAGAAGCUGCGGCUACAGAGUCGAAAGCAAGGAGGCCGAAUAUUGGAAUUCUUCUGGGAGGCGUGGCUGGAGUUUUAAGUUCUUCCUGGAGGAUUUCGUAAAGGUCGUUGGAGCAUGGAUAGGGAAGAAGACGACUCGAUUGGUUUAAUCUCUUCUCUCUUGAUUAUCAUUUUAAUGGGUUUUAAGAAACCCAUAGUUAUGUAUUGCUAGAUUUCUCGUAACUAGGGUUUAUGAUUGAAACCACUCGGAGUUUAAGACUAUUUUGAAUUGAAUAAAAUUGAGAAAAAAGACUAUUAUGAUUUGAAUAUGAUUAAUUCUUAAUAUUGUUUAUCGAUU
This is a messenger RNA of Papaver somniferum (opium poppy), 3991 nucleotides long. RefSeq lists its product as uncharacterized. Bases 1004 to 1708 code for a protein of 234 amino acids. The transcript is spliced from 2 exons. The record is from RefSeq and is a predicted model, not a curated record. Lineage: Eukaryota; Viridiplantae; Streptophyta; Magnoliopsida; Ranunculales; Papaveraceae.